ACGAAUACCAACACAAACAAACCAAGAAAUAAUUCCAAAUUAUGCAACACAUGUGGUGGUGCAGGACACAUUGCGAAAUAUUGCAACUGUGCUCGGGGUACAUCAGAUCCAGAUUCGCGAUGUCAAUUAUGUCGCCAGUUUGGCCAUGACGCCUGUCAGUGUGCAACCAGAUAUCCAUAUGACGGAUCCAGCAGAAACCAGGAACUGGGAAACUUCAUACGCCUGAGGGAAGGAGACCGCGAUCGCUCAGGAGGUCAUUUGGUAAAACGCGGCAACGCAGUAAAUCACCAAUAAAACGAUACAAUCAUUCGCGAGAUUUGAAACAUGAACAUGGUGAAAUGUGUGAUUCUUGUGAUUUGGAUUACUUGACUAAUUCUAAUCCACAUAAUGAUAAUAACUUCCUUUAUUUACAAGUUCUGUUUCAUCACAGGGAAAUAUCAGCAUUAUUGGAUACAGGAAGUUCCAUAAACUUGAUGUCACGGAAAUUGUUUGAAUCCUUACCAGUGCACAAUAAAAGCAGUUUGACACCGGUGGAUAGUAGUAACAUUGUGCUAGCAAAUAACCAGUCAGUUAAUAUUGAUGGAAUAUCUUCCAUAUCAUGUUUCGUUCAAGGACACCGAAAGGAAUUUGAUGUUUAUGUGCUCAAAGACACUUCUCACCCAUUGAUUCUAGGGACACAUUUUAUAAAAUCAAACAAAUUGAUUUUAGAUUUUAGUGAUGGUUAUCAUUUUUCUGAUUCAAAAAUUUAUGCUCAGAAACGUAUUUAUUUACCUCCAAAUUCAGAAUCUAUUGUUUAUGGUAAAUUACCAAAACGCUUUACUGAGGGUUCAAAUGGUCUUUGUUCUAAUGUAAAAUAUGUAAAUAGGAAGAAAUUAUUAGUUACCCGCUCAGUGGUUACUAUACCACAGAAUUGUAUGGUACCUGUGAAAAUUCUUAACCCCACUGAUAAAACUGUUGUUAUUCACAGAAAUAAGCCAUUAGGGUAUUUUCAGGUCAUUGAUGAUAAGACAAGUAUACAGGGCUGUCCGACAGACAAUUCAUUUGUUACACCUCAUUAUUGUAACCAUGUUCAGGUGAAUUCAGGUCAGGGUAUGGGUCAAAACAAGGGUGAUAGUUGUAAUUUGGAAACAGAAAAGAAAACCAGAUUUAUGACUUAUUUUCAAUUUGACAAAGGUUCUCUCUCUGACGAUGAAAAGUUUAAACUUGAAAACUGUUUAUUUGAAAACAAAGAUAUAUUUGUUACUGACGAAAAUCCAUCAUUAGGACUGACCAAUCUUGUUGAACAUCACAUUCAUUUAAGGCCUGAUUCAAAGUCUAAACAUCAAAAACCAUAA
Mercenaria mercenaria is the source of this 1334-nucleotide messenger RNA. RefSeq lists its product as uncharacterized. The transcript has a single exon. The record is from RefSeq and is a predicted model, not a curated record. NCBI's taxonomy places the organism in Eukaryota, Metazoa, Mollusca, Bivalvia, Venerida, Veneridae. The coding region runs from base 339 to 1334 and encodes 331 amino acids.